Molecule: messenger RNA, 1558 nt
Organism: Punica granatum (pomegranate)
Lineage: Eukaryota; Viridiplantae; Streptophyta; Magnoliopsida; Myrtales; Lythraceae
Source: RefSeq, a predicted model, not a curated record
GUAGCCCAUCUGGACCCGCCGCAGCCCAUUAUUGAGGCCAUCGUCGGCGGACGGCCGUUGCAGAGCACCCGCAGACAUCUUUCGUUAAACCCUUCGAAAGCCCCUUCCCUCUUCUCUCGCUCUCUCUCUCUCUCUCUCUCUCUCUCUCUCCUCUCCUCUGUUUUGUUGAUUGGGCUUCGGAAUUCUUUCAGUUCAGCGAAUAUUGCGAAGAUCUCUCUGGGUCUUUGAGGAUAUGGCUUUUCGAGGACUGCUGCAGGGAGCUCGAAGUCUUCACCGGGCGCCUCAGCUUCAAGGAUCUCCAUACCUGCUUGGAAACUCAAGAAGCUACUCAAGAGUGAUCUCUAGUGGAUGCAUCUUUUCUUUGUCACAUGAAGACCAAAAUGCCCCUCUCCUACCUCGUGGAAGUGCAAUGACUCUUCAUUCCACGAAGGUAACUUCUUGGAUAUGGAUCUCCGACAACUGCACUCUCAAUUUACGUGAUUCUGUGAGAUCAUUGGCAACUCAAGUAAAACCUUCAGCCCAAGCUCGCCAGAGGGGGGCUCAAAUUUCAUUGUUUAGUCCUGGGUUUGUUUAUGCACCAUAUACUCCUCGUGAACCAAUCCCGUUUUGGAAGAGAUGGUUCACACGAAGUGGUUGGCGAAGAACCAAAGAUGAUGUCAUCCUAGAGCUUAAAAGUGCUUAUGCCAUCGCUAAGCUGAGAAGAACUGGAUACACGAAACAGCAGUUCUACCUGGAGGCCAUUGAUUUAUAUAAGAAGAUAAACUUUCUGGUGGCUCAUGGUGACAAAAAAUCGCUGCGGAAGCUUGUUACAGAGAAAAUGUACUCCACGCUAAAAAAUGAUAUUAAGCAGAGAACAUCUAUGUGGAGCACGGUUUACUGGGAAAUGGUUGAACCUGCUGUGAAGAUACGAACUUUACGAGCUAGGCUUCACCAUCUUCUGAGACAGAUUGGAGUGGACAAAAAUGACGUCAACAAAGUGUUUGUUCAACUAACGCUCGAGUUCUUAACUAAGCAGAGAUUUGAGGCUUAUGAUUCAAAUGGCAAAGUAGUCGCUGGUGAUAAAAAUAAGGAGAUCCUUGUCCGGGACAUCUGGGUAUUUGAGAAAUCUCUCUUUCACACUGGAGCACACUGGCGACUCUGCGGGAAGAUCGUGCUAUGAGUCGGCUCGUCUUUCACAUGCAUAAGAUCUGCUCAACUGGUGGAUAAAACUAAUAAUCGUGAUCACCCAUUUUGUAAGUUGGGACGGAGUGAUCCAUUCCUCAUAGAAAUGACAUUUUCUUUUCAAAAAAAGCAUCGGCUGGUUUUUGUAUUCUUAUCCAUCAUUAGUUAUAGCAUGGGACUGCUCUUGACUGGCGAUGUAUUUCACUAACUUAGAGGAAGCUUUUAGUUUUUAUGCAUGAGUUUGUGUUACAUAAUGACUACUUCUGAGGAAUGUUGGUGAAGCUAUCCAAAGAAGAUGGUCUGGACCGACUCGAUAAGUGUUUCUGUUGAUGGAAUGUACUCAUAACAUCCCGAUAGCAGAUUUUAUUCAAAUUUGGAUGUGAAGAUGUGUUGGCUU